AUGUCGUCAUCAAGAUAUAAUGCGGCCGAAAAGGGCAAGGCCAGGGCCCUGAAACCCGACCUCGACACUAAGGCUUCUGCUGGAACUUCCCUUGUCCAUCGAGUACUGACCCCCAGUCGCAGCAGGGUUCCCACCGAGGCGCUGCAACCCACCGACACUGGGUCUGCCCCUUCCUCACUACCGUCGCUACCCACAUCGCCAGUUCAGGGUGCGAGGAUCCCAGCCGGCAGGCGCAUCCCCGUUCGUGUCACUGCUACCGCCACCUCUGGAUCCAGUUCGUCGUUGGCAGCUAGUAGCAACAUCAUGCUGUCGAUGCCUGCUAGCUCACCGCCAGUCUUCAUACCGUCUUCUGCAGCUGAAAAAAGUGCUAAGUCGUCGCCGGCGAUUCAUGUGCCGUCAUCAGGUUCAUCGUCACCCAGCACAGAAACAAAGAUGCCGGAUGGGUCUGUCGCCGACUCGAUGAUCAAGGGGUUCAAGUACGAUCCCAAUGAUAAGACGCCGCCGAAGAGGAGGAUGGCAGCCAUUGCUGAUGUUGUCAAGACCGCGACUGCCGAUGAUACUGGACUGUGGUCAGCAAGAUUAAGCUCGGGCUCAAGCUCAACGAGGCCGCAACCCCUGACCCAACAGCCAGAAACAGAUGACAAUGUGGCCGUCAUGCCUGUUUCUGCCCUGCACACUGCUAGGCUGGCGUUGAUGUCUGGAAGAUGUCCAGUCGUGCAGACUAGGGCGCCUUACGUUGGCGAGCAGGGUGAGAGCAGCAGGUCUGCGCAAGUUCGCGCAGCAACAACGGAUACGCAAGAGCCCAGCAAUGUCGUCACAUCGGCCUCUAUACUCGAAAAUUCGGAAGCGAGCAGAACCGCGUUGAACACAGCACUUGAGCAGGUCAACAGGAUCUGUGAUGGAACCAGAAAGUCCGUCGAUUCGAUCAGAAAGCUACCAUACGCACUUGCAAAGAAGCAAGAUCCUUCACAUAUCGAGGAGCGGCUCGAAAAUGCCACUCUCGGAGCACGUUUGGAUGAUAUUGGCGCGAAACACACGCGAUUGAGCAUCGUGACCGAUCGGUCAAGUUCCUUGUGGGCAAAUGAAGAUCAAUCUGAGGCUGGAAUAUCUUCAUUCUACAUACAGGCUUCUCAGAAAUUGCAAGAUACCGGUGCCUCAAACGCAGCAGAUCCCGCUUCAGAAGAUAUCCCGGCCGCCUCACCCAGAAGCUCGUACUCUUCCGCCCGGGAAUCGCAAAAUGCCUUCAAUAGCAGUGAGACCAUCAAAGAGCCAGUCGCACAAGACACCAUAACAAUAUCUCCCUCGACAAAGGAGAUGCCAGAAGACUCACCGCACACCGAUAGCCCUGGAGCUAUCGUCAUGAAUAAUCUUCAUGUGUCGAAUUCGGACGGUUCGUAUUGCGACCCCCCUAUGGAGACUGUCCCUGGGAGGCAAUGUAGUUCUCUUCCCACAAUUCCAGAGAGAGCUGUGACAAGCGUUCCGAGCGGAGUGUCCGGUAUCAUCGCACAAGAGCCAGAAGAAAGUCUUGUCGAGGCAUCGAGAGAAAGUUAUGAAGAGACAACUGCAACUACGACGCAACAACCACCGGACCCUUUACCACCUAUCCCAGCGCCGAGUCAAACCAUAGAGAAAAAGAAGACUGAGUCCACAUCGUAUUCCUCCUGGAUUCUCAACUGGCCGAGCAUCUGGCGAAUCAUCACAAUGAUCAUCCUGACUUUGAUUCCCCUCGCCUUCCUCGCCGCCUCCCUAUACGGGAUAGCCACAACAAAAACCUACUCCGCACUCCCAUCCGACCUCUUCACCACCUCUUCGCGAACAAUCCCCUCUGAGGACGGAUCCAGCAACCUCACCAUAUCCUGGGUCAACGGUGAAGCGAUCGGAUUCCAAAUCAACCCCGUGUACAACAUCGCACUCGAUCCGAAUGAGCCAACGCCAGAUGCGUUGCAUUUUGUGUUUGAUUGGAGCGUGGAUACUAAGGGGUUACUGUCGAGGGAGGAGAUGAAUGUGGUGAGUGCGAUGCCGAUUCCGAGCUUUGGGGAGGAGUUUGUGAAGGGUAUGGCGCUGUUUGGGGUCUUUGCGGGUGUUUAUCUGCUAUGUCAAUACGUUCUUGAGUUAGUGAGUGGAUGUUGGCAUAUGAGGGAGGAUGAGAACUUGUAUUGGACGAGGAAAUGGCUGCGGUGGUUCGACAAGGCGAUGAACUGGGUAGCAUUCUUGAUGGCUGCCAUCGUCAGACUCGGGCUGUUUUGGUACGCUUCUGAGGUUCUUCUACAUUGUUGA
This is a messenger RNA of Macroventuria anomochaeta, 2277 nucleotides long. RefSeq lists its product as uncharacterized. Lineage: Eukaryota; Fungi; Ascomycota; Dothideomycetes; Pleosporales; Didymellaceae. Bases 1 to 2277 code for a protein of 758 amino acids. The record is from RefSeq and is a predicted model, not a curated record. The transcript has 3 exons.